Suillus subalutaceus is the source of this 1591-nucleotide messenger RNA. Its product is annotated as pyridoxal phosphate-dependent transferase. Gene Ontology annotation, molecular function: L-histidinol-phosphate:2-oxoglutarate transaminase activity; pyridoxal phosphate binding. NCBI's taxonomy places the organism in Eukaryota, Fungi, Basidiomycota, Agaricomycetes, Boletales, Suillaceae. The record is from RefSeq and is a predicted model, not a curated record. The transcript has 3 exons. Gene Ontology annotation, biological process: L-histidine biosynthetic process. The coding region runs from base 104 to 1537 and encodes 477 amino acids.
GUUCUAUCUUGCCGAACCUCCCAAAUGACAUUAUGACUCGAUCAGUUGUGUCCACAGCCUAGAUUUCUUUCAGCACAUUUAUCUUUUCAUAUCAUCUUUCACCAUGCCAAUCCUUGGGCUGGCCCCCUCUAUCGCUCCAAUAAAACCCGUGCAUUUUGAUAUCGAAAAAGUCGUUCGACCAAAUAUCCUCGCUCUCCAUCCUUACCGAUGUGCACGCGAUGACUACCAAGAGGGAAUCCUCCUCGAUGCAAAUGAAAACGCUCUCGGACACUCUAUUCCCAGAUCGUUCAACCAGAUCCAGCAGGAGCUUUCAUCGACACUAGACGCAGACUUAAACCGAUACCCUGAUCCCUCUCAUGAUGAGAUAAAAUCUCGCAUUGCAUCGCUCAGAUCGCUGCCCGGGAAGGACCACGUCUUUCUUGGCGUCGGAUCUGAUGAGGUCAUUGAUCUCUUGAUGCGAAUUUGCGUUGUACCCGCAAAUGAGAAGAUUCUGAUCACCCCGCCAACUUAUGGAAUGUAUUCUGUUUGCGCGCAAGUGAAUGAUAUCGGGCUAGUUCGUUGUAACCUCAAUUUGAGUGGCAGCGGGGGAGAGGGCGGAGAGCACGGUCGAUUCAGUUUGCUGAUUGAUAAUAUAAAAGCGGCGGUCCUGGCCGACCCUUCUAUCAAGCUUAUUUUUCUCUGCUCACCAGGGAACCCCACGGGUACUUUGAUUAGUCUGGCAGCUAUCAAAGCAAUAUUGGACUACGAGCCAUUUAAAGGGAUCGUCGUCGUCGAUGAAGCGUAUAUCGACUUUGCCGGCGAGGGUGCCAGCGCCGUAUCCCUAAUCAAAGACUAUGCUAAUCUGUGCGUAAUGCAAACUUUGAGCAAAAGCUUUGGCCUCGCUGCGAUUAGGCUCGGUAUCGCCCUUGCACAGCCGCCAUUAAUUCAAGUGCUCACAAACACAAAAGCCCCGUAUAAUAUCUCCACUCCGUCCGCUCAGUUGGCACUCGCUGCGCUAAGCCAGGAGGCAGUUCAAAGCAUGCUUUUAAAAUGUCAAACGCUCGUAGAGUCACGGAAACAGCUACAGAAGUCUCUCGAAAGUCUUUCUGCCCUCGGUGUAGGAGACGUCAUUGGCGGCAAUGAUGCAAACUUCUUGGUGGUUCCCAUCCUCAAUAAAGAAACCAGACUUCCUGACAACGUUCGGGCAAAUGCGCUUUAUACGGAGCUCGCCGAGAACAAAGGGGUUGUAGUGAGGUUCAGAGGGAAAGAGGCUGGAUGUGAUGGAUGCUUGAGGAUCACUAUUGGGACCUGCCGAGGAGAACGGGACCCUCCUUCGACAACUGCAGAGUGCUUUAAAUGUCUAUUAACUGCGCGAGGCUAUGAAUCCUAUAGAGUCGACCUCUUCUGGAGGGGUUCACUUGCCAAAUACAGACAGAUUAUUACGUGUCAGUACUUAUUAUUGACGUGGUACGCGGUAUUUUGCCGGCGCCGCGAUCUAAGGGCCUACGGCGCAGCGCUCACUGACUUGAUCUAUCUGGCCUUUUCAUUUGCAUGCUGAGGAUUUUUAUUUCCGUCAAUUGCCCGUUAGCGCAACUCUCUGGUCGAUAUUAUC